Molecule: messenger RNA, 1843 nt
Organism: Acipenser ruthenus (sterlet)
Lineage: Eukaryota; Metazoa; Chordata; Actinopteri; Acipenseriformes; Acipenseridae
Product: septin-2
Exons: 13
Coding region: 170-1237 (355 amino acids)
Biological process (GO): cytoskeleton-dependent cytokinesis; cell division; regulation of exocytosis
Cellular component (GO): septin complex; cell division site; microtubule cytoskeleton
Molecular function (GO): molecular adaptor activity; GTP binding; GTPase activity
Source: RefSeq, a predicted model, not a curated record
CUCUUGAGCAUGGAGCUGAGCACUGUGGGAUAAGGGCGGAUUACAUCAGGGAGGUUCCGGAUUCCUGACAGCGGCCUGGGAUUGAGUACCGACAAGCAGGAACAGCUCCAUUCAACAUUAUUUAUAACUUUACACUAAACAGAGGUCCUGUCUCUUGGCUGUCGUCAGAAUGUCUCAAUCCGGAGAGAAAGGGAAGGUGGGUGAGUUUCCAGAAGCUGCUGGGUAUGUGGGCUUUGCUAACUUGCCCAACCAGGUACACAGAAAAUCAGUCAAGAAAGGCUUCGAGUUCACCUUGAUGGUAGUUGGCGAGUCGGGUCUAGGGAAAUCCACCCUCAUUAACAGCCUGUUCCUGACAGACCUGUACCCAGAGCGCUACAUUCCCGGAGCUGCAGAGAAGAUCGAGCGGACGGUUCAGAUUGAGGCGUCGACGGUGGAGAUUGAGGAGAGGGGAGUGAAGCUGAGGCUCACUGUGGUCGACACGCCAGGCUACGGGGAUGCGAUCAACAGCCAGGACUGCUUCAAAACCAUUAUCCAGUACAUUGAUAACCAGUUUGAGCGCUACCUCCACGAUGAGAGCGGGCUGAACCGAAGACACAUCGUGGACAACCGAGUCCACUGCUGCUUCUACUUCAUCUCCCCCUUCGGACACGGCCUCAAGCCCCUGGAUGUUGAAUUCAUGAAGGCGAUCCACAGUAAGGUGAACAUUGUUCCUGUGAUUGCCAAGGCAGAUACCCUGACCCUGAAAGAAAGGGACCGGCUCAAGAGAAGGAUCCUGGAUGAGAUUGCUCAGCAGGGGAUCCGGAUCUACCAGCUCCCGGACGCAGACUCGGACGAGGAUGAGGAGUUCAAGGAGCAGACCCGAGUCCUGAAGGCCAGCAUCCCCUUCGCUGUGAUUGGAUCGAACCAGCUGAUCGAGGUGAAAGGGAAGAAGAUCAGAGGUCGCCUGUACCCCUGGGGUGUGGUGGAGGUGGAGAACCCCGAGCACAACGACUUCCUCAAACUGCGUACCAUGCUUGUCACACACAUGCAGGACCUGCAGGAGGUGACCCAGGAUCUGCACUACGAGAACUUCCGCUCGGAGCGUCUGAAGAGGCCCGGCCGGUCCACGGGGGCAGUGGAGGAGGAAGGGGUCGACAAGGACAGGAUCCUGAUGCAGAAGGAGGCCGAGCUGCGCAGGAUGCAGGAGAUGAUUUACCAGAUGCAGGCUCAGAUGAGAAUGAAGCCCGCGGACGAGUGAGGAGCCGCCUGGCGCCACGGCCCCCUGCAUGAUCAAACAGGAGGGGCGCCACCUCCAUCAAGCAAUCAGGAAGCACUAUAUUGAGAUGAGAAGGAGACGGAGAGGAGCAGUGAACAGGGCAGCCUCCAGCGUCCAGAGUCCCAGUCCUGCACCGUGUCCCCGACUCAUCCUGCUGUUAGAUAUUAGUGCUGUGCUGGGGAGGGGGUUUCUAGGGUACAUUUAUAUAAUCUCCUAUCAUGUUAAUGCAUUAAGUGCCUACUUCUAUGUUUUUAAACAAUGCAGACCAAUCCAUUGUGUGCCAGCUUUGACUAUAUACAGUAUUUAGCUCUUUCUGUAUCUUGCCUUCACUAUUACUAUGACACUUCCUUAUUCAUUAUUCUAAUAGCAUGUCGGGGUAACAGCGCUACACUCAUUCCACUCAGUAGCGUCACGAUGACUGUUUAAUUUAUCAUUUAAAAUAACUGUUGCUGUUUUAUUAUGCAUGUGAAGUACUGUAGCGUGUAUUCAAACACUUUCAUAAUCUUGUAUUGGAUAGAUAGCCUUGUCAGUAAUGCGUGCGCGCGCACACACGUCAGUACACUACACACACACACACACACACACACA